GUUUAAACUUCUCAAAAUCUGACUGAGUUUCAAGCCCGAUUAAACCUCCACCAGGCUGCGGGUAUGGCGGCUGUCGUGUCUCUUAACACCACCUCAGGCACGGAUGAAGCUGCAGACAGCGGUCCAACUUUCGCCUCUCGGUCAUUUAGCGCAAACCACGACCUGCCUACCGAUAAAGAAAAUUUAAUGGCCGGGGAUCCCUACCUUUACUCCGAAUUCGCUCCGGGUGAAGAAAACACGACGUCGGGCCGGGAAUGUCAACGAAGGGUCGACCAGAAUUUGUCACCACUGAGUCCCGAAGAAAUUGAGAGCCGUUUGGAGAGAACUAGCCGGGAGUUUUACAACCGUAGAAAAAUAAUAAUAAAAAACUUACCCGCGGAUGUUACUAAUCAGGAGGUCCAUGAGCUGUUGGGAAGCUAUGAUCUGAGGUACUGCUUUGUUGACAAGUACAAGGGCACAGCAUUCGUGACGCUCCUCAAUGGCGAACAGGCCCAGUGCGCCAUCAAAGAGUUCCACCAGAUCAUGCUACGGGACAGGGAGAUCUCCGUGCAGCUACAGCCGACUGACGCCCUCCUCUGCAUCGCCAACUUGCCCCGGUCCUUCACGCAGCAGCAGUUUGAGGAGCUGGUGCGACCUUUUGGCAACCUUGAGCGUGGCUUCCUGGUUUACAGCGCCUCCACGGGCCACUCGAAAGGCUACGGCUUUGUGGAGUACAUGAAGAAGGACUCGGCGGCCAGGGCUAAAUCAGAGCUGUUGGGGAAGCAGCUGGGCUCCCGCAUGCUCUAUGUCCACUGGACUGAAGUGGGCUCGCUCACAUACCCGCAGCUGCACUCCAAGUGCCUAUGUGUAGACCGGCUGCCCCCGAACCUCCUGACAGCCCGGGAUCUCCGGAACGCUCUGGCUGACACCCAUGCACCGGUUUUCUGCCAGUUGGCUCAAGGCCAGGAUGGAAGCUUCCGGCGUUUUGCCGUGCUGGAGUUCGCCACUCCAGAGAUGGCUGAGGAGGCACAGCGACUCGGCGAUAGCAGGCUGCUGGGAGGGACACACAUCAGGGUGUCCUUCUGUGCCCCCGGCCCUCCUGGAAGAAGCAUGUUGGCUGCACUGAUCGCUGCACAAACAACGGCUGUGAACAGAGGAAAAGGUCUCCUCCCUGAUCCCACAGCUAUACAGAUCCUCACAGGUCUUAAUAACCCUGCCACCCUCAAGAUGCUGCUCAAUACUCUGUCACAGGGACACAAACAAGGCCUUCUCGGAGCCGUUCCCGCAGUGCCGCUGCUGGCCAACCCUGCCCUGUCAGCUGCCCUGCUGCAGCUGCUCCUUCAGCACCAGGCUAAGGCCCAGCAGCAAGCCUUUCUGGGAAAUCAUCUUCUCUGGGCUCAGGCAGGACUCAUCGGGGACAAUCCUCUGGCGGCUCUGCCCGUACAGCAGGGAGUCCAUCUGCUUGGAGAUCUCCCUCAAGGUGGUGUAGUCCCAGGACUGGGUCUGCAGUCAGAUGCUGUGCCCUCGAUGAAGCCAGUGCCACUUGGCAGAGGCCUGACGAGUGAGCAGGAUUCCCCCACAUCAGGGUCCAGCUUCCCUCAGACUCGGUCUCCCACCCUGCCAGGCAUUUCCUUACCUCUGAUGGCUGGCAUGGUGGGGGCAGAUGGUCUGACAGCCCAAGGGGUAUCUAUGCUGGGCGAUCUUCCUAAGGAGAUGAACUUUCCACAGAGCACCUUUCUGAAUGUCAACAAUGUUUUUCCUUCAGCAGCAAGCAGCAGACCCCACCCCUAUAGGAAGAGGCCUACACUAAGCAACGUGUCCAACCAGCACACGCAUCACAACAUGCAGCCAAAUUAUAACCUCCGUUACCAGGAUUCCUACAGCCCAGAGUAUCCUCCUCCUGUACAACAGGAUGCCUUGGCCUACUUGUACGAACAGCAGGAGAACCUCGAUGUUGGAGCUUUGGCAGGAUUUGGUCAGCAGUUUUCCCGUCAACUCAACUACUCCGAGCAGUUUCCCCACUACGCUUAUCCCAGCAGCUCGCCCGUCCCUUCAUACUUCAGCUCAGGACCAGAAGCUUCUAGAAAUGGCACCCUCCCUGCCACCCACCUCAACAAGGCUGUGGGAAUGCCUCCUGGAAGCCACAGUGCCCACUACCCUCCAGGCCUGGGGAAUGUUAUGAAGACACCAGUAAGUAGCCAGAAGCGCUUAUUUUCCCGGCUGAUCCCGUCUCCGGAGCCGAGCCCAGAGGGAGGUUACGUAGGCCAGCACUCCCAAGGUCUUGGUGGUCACUAUGCAGAUUCCUAUCUAAAGCGUAAGCGUAUAUUCUGAGUAUACUAAGUUUAGCAAUUUCACAUUCUGAACAAGCAGCAACUCCUGCUAAGCUCCCAUGGUUGUCCUUGGAUCUGUUUACUCCUGUGAGUGACCCCUGGAGGGCGCUGGGGAGUGCAGCCUGUUGUCUGGACAGUGGGAACUCUUUAUGGUGUGUGGAUUUUGUUUUGUUUUUUUUUUCUUCACUGCUCCAUGUAAGUGUGAUUUUCAUUUACCAUUUUGUAAAUUACCUUUUUAAAAAUUUAGUUUUUGUUUAACUUGUGUGGAAAAAAAAAAAAUAAGUAGCAAGUGUGAGUGUGCUAGAUACAGGUUGUUUUGGCUAGUUAACAGUGCUGCUUCUAGAACAUUUGGCUGUGGUACUGUCCACACUUUCUAAAGGGACGUGCAAAGCAUUCAGAAGAAGUUUUAUCUCAAAGGCUUUUUUAAUGGCCUUUUAAAUAUUGUAAAGAGUUGAAUUUGUUUUUUUCCCUACCACAUGGUUAUGUAAUUUACUGUAAAACUAGUUUCAGGCAGGUUUUUCUUUGCUCAACAUGCAGCUUUCCAUCCACCAAUGAUAGGUUGUAUGUGCCUGAUGUGUUAUGAAACAUCACUUUUUGAUUCUGGAAAUGUUUUCUGGGGGCCCUUUACCCCUUCUCACGUUGUUCAUCUUCUUGCUCCGACAUAUCUUCUGAAUCUGUUUUCAGCACUGGUUGUCCACCUGGGAGGGCAAAGGUCACUGUCCUAACCUGUUCUCACCUGUAAAAGUUAAUUUCUUACUCAUCUCUCCACAAAUUUUUAUUUUUUUGGGAUGGGGAGGGCUUGUUUUGUCGUAAAAUCAAACAUCACUACCUUCUUGGUAUAGUUUUGGAGGAUGUGGCUACCUAUAGAUGGAAAAGGACGUUUUGCACUCUCAUCAGAGGUUGGAAAACCUCUCUUGGUGAGCUUGAAUAUUGGAGGCAGCCUGUUAGUUUGUCAUUCUGUCUGGGGACAUACUAAUAGAAGCUAGUCACCGAUUAGUCUGUAGCAUAACUGUCCUCAUUUUUUCCUUUAAGUAAUUUAUGGUUGACGGGUUGAUUGUGAAAACUCAUUACCUCUGACUUUUAAAUGCAGCUAUACUUGAGCCUUAACAUUGUUUUCUGUGGUAAUCAUCCUACUCUGUGUUGGCUUCUAGCUACAUUUUCCAUUUCUGUCAUUUGCUGUGUAAAUAGUUGAAGCUUGAUUUCUUUUAAGUCCCGAGCGUAUUUUCUUUAUUCCUACCUGUGGUCAGGUUUUUUUUGUGUUCCUUUAUGUUUUUAAAUGAAUGUUCCUGCUUUGUGUUCUGGUUGUUGUUUCUGGUAUGUUUGAAAAACUGACAUUUUGAAGAGUGGAACUGCAGUAGACUGUUCAUGUUGUGUAUGGACCAAGAGAUGCAGCUGUAAAGUGUUUAUCAGCCAAUUAUAAGUAAGGUUUCACUGCUGUCCUCUCAUCUAUACCACCAUGAUUGUCUCCAUUUGUGUAUUGUGUGACGUGCGCAAGUAAAUGUUAUUUAAACCAUUUGCAA
Messenger RNA from Girardinichthys multiradiatus, 3829 nucleotides. RefSeq names its product ribonucleoprotein PTB-binding 1-like. The transcript is spliced from 15 exons. The record is from RefSeq and is a predicted model, not a curated record. NCBI's taxonomy places the organism in Eukaryota, Metazoa, Chordata, Actinopteri, Cyprinodontiformes, Goodeidae. Bases 64 to 2310 code for a protein of 748 amino acids. Gene Ontology annotation, molecular function: RNA binding.